Erythranthe guttata (spotted monkey flower) is the source of this 1320-nucleotide messenger RNA. RefSeq names its product single myb histone 1. Gene Ontology annotation, cellular component: nucleosome. The record is from RefSeq and is a predicted model, not a curated record. Gene Ontology annotation, biological process: nucleosome assembly. Gene Ontology annotation, molecular function: double-stranded telomeric DNA binding. NCBI's taxonomy places the organism in Eukaryota, Viridiplantae, Streptophyta, Magnoliopsida, Lamiales, Phrymaceae.
AAAGGAAAAAAUAAAUGAGGUGAAAAGAAGAACAGAAACAGCACAGUGAAAGAGAGAGAGACGUGGCGUUCUAGGCCGACGGAGGAGAGGCGAAACCGCCGUGAAUCGAGAAGAUCCCUAUCCUAUCAUGGGUGCUCCUAAGCAAAGGUGGACAUCAGAAGAAGAAUCGGCUCUCAAAGCCGGCGUUCAAAAACACGGUGUCGGAAAAUGGAGUGUCAUACUUAAAGAUCCCGAGUUUAAUCCAGUAUUGCGAUUGCGCUCGAACGUGGAUCUUAAGGAUAAAUGGCGAAAUUUGAAUUGCAUGGUAAAUGGAUUGGGGUCUCGAAACAGGGGAAAUAGUGCAAAUAAGAACACUCAGUCGGCUCCAAAGAUCGAGGAGGGCACUGCAAUUGAGAAUGUGGUGGUUGAAAGGGAAUCUGUAGCUCUUGAUGCCGCCACACCUCUUGCUGCAAUAAACGAGACGAUUCAAGAUGAGACAAUUCAGGAUGCUAAGGAUGGUAGCUCGAUACAUCAAAUUCCAAGGCUGGACGAUCUAAUUUUGGAGGCUAUAACAAAAUUGAAGGAACCUCGAGGAUCCAAUCGCAAAUCAAUUGCUUCUUACAUAGAGGAUCAUCACUCGGCAUUUCCAGACUUGGAAAGGGAUUUGGCUGCAAAUCUGAAGCUUCUGACAGGAAAUGGACAAUUGGUUAAGGUGAAGCGUCAGUACAGGAUUGCUCCAAGUCCGAGGUCAAUAGCUUCGGUUGUGCUGAAAGUCAAAGAGCCACCGUUGACUCAAUUUGAAGUGAAGAAGGAUCUUUCAGAAUGGGAGCGAAACGGGAUUGUUCCUCUUACCAAGGCACAGAUUGAUGCUGAGCUGGAGAAGAUGAAAAGCAUGAGCGCAAAAGAAGCAGUUGCAGCUGCUGCAAAAGCACUUGCAGAAGCAGAAGCUGCAAUUGCCUUAGCUGAGGCAGCAGCAUUAGAAGCUGAGGAAGCAGAAGCCGAAGCAGAAGCCGCGCACUGCUUUGCUAAUGCAGCCCAAAAGACGCUUAAUUGUAACUUCGUCCAUGCCUGAAUCGCCGGUUUGGAGCAACUUUGUAACUCCGUCGUCAAAUUGUGGCAAUCUGUUCAUCAAUUUUUAACCAUGCUCAUAUGAUAUAUAGGUAAGUUAUAAAGUUGUAAAUAUAUAAAAAAAAUGUGUCCCAUGUAAUAGUUUGCAACUAAUUUAUCAACUCUGGUUUAUAUCAAACUUAGACAUAGAAUAUAUAGAUGGUGGUUCAAAUAUAUGUUUAUCUUUCAUGACAUAUAUUUGUUUUGUUAUAACAUUAUAUAUCAUGGUUUCAA